AAAAUGUUGCAGUGAAAAACAUGCUUCUUAUUUAUAAGCAAAAUAUACAUUACUUUUGUUUGGUGUGAAAUUUGGCCCAGGUGGAGCAUUAGAAUAGAAUGCAGUGUGAAGUCACCUCAAGACUUGUACUGAGCGCACAGCAUGCUGACUCUCACAUACCUGUGAGCUCCUCCCAAUGUGCAACAUGCAGACAUUUUUUACUUUCUGUUUCUCUUCAAAAAAAAAGGGUGGAAGAAACAAAACAGCACCUCUGUGAGCAAACUUUCUUGAAACUGAUCUAUUUAGCUGUGAUUGUGCAGGUGAACGAAUACGGUUUGUUUCCCUGAACACGAAAGUGACUUGGACAGCAGCAAAAUGGGUGUUUAUGGAUGUCCAAAAUGCAUUAAAUAUGCCAUGUUUAUCAUAAACUUAAUCAUCUGGAUUGCAGGUACAUGCGUUGUGGCUGUUGGACUCUGGCUGAGGUUUGAUCAUAACAUUAAAAUCUUGUUUGAAGGAGAGAACUCAUCUCAAAUCUUCUAUACAGGUGUGUACAUCCUCAUUGCGGUCGGCGCGCUGAUGAUGGUCGUUGGUUUUUUUGGAUGUUGUGGCGCCAUCCAGGAAUCCCCUUGCAUGCUGGGACUGUUCUUCUUCUUUCUGUUGAUUAUCUUUGCGGUCGAGGUGGCUGCUGGAAUUUUGGUUUUUUCAAACCAGACGAAGGUUACUCAAGAUGUAACGGAUUUCUACAAGGAAACAUACAAUAACUACCAACAAACGAAACAAGAAGGUCUGAAAGAAACACUCCGACUCAUCCAGCAUGGACUUAACUGCUGUGGAGUGUCAGGAAACAUCCAGGUUGCUCCUGAUGAGACCUGCCCUGAAAAAGAGGUGCUCGAUGCUCUCAUUACAAAGAGCUGCCCUGAUGUCAUUGAUGAAUUCCUUAGCUCCAAACUUCAUAUUAUUGGAAGCAUUGGAAUCGGCAUUGGAGUGACCAUGAUCUUCGGCAUGAUCUUUAGCAUGAUGCUGUGCUGUGCCAUCCGGAAAACCCAGGAGAUUGUGUGAGGGUCCGGUUGCCUGGGAAACUGCCAGUAUACUUGUGUUGCAUGAUGUCUGUCCCAAAGCAGUCUGACCUCAUCAGCUAAGAGUCAGUUAGAUCACAGCAUAGUCAGGCUCACAAUCUCUUCACGACUCUGAUUGACUGGAAUUCACUCUUUUUCUUAGUGCACCUGUAUCACUGGUCACCAGUAAUGAGAGAAAAGGCUUGGUUUAGCAUUUCAAGCCCAUUUGAAAAGGCCUUUAAGUAUGACUUUUUAUAUUUUUUUAUCGUUCGUAAUAGAUUUUAAAAAGAUUAACCAUUUGUUCGCUUUAUUGUACUCGCAGUACUGCUUGAUAUGAAUUUUUCUAAUGUUUUGUUUCUGAUUUGUGAAUAGGGUCGAUUAAUUUACCCACAUCGUUGCAUAUGGCUCAAAUAAAAGCCAAAUGAUUCAUGAA
This is a messenger RNA of Cyprinus carpio (common carp), 1467 nucleotides long. RefSeq names its product CD9 antigen-like. Gene Ontology annotation, cellular component: membrane. NCBI's taxonomy places the organism in Eukaryota, Metazoa, Chordata, Actinopteri, Cypriniformes, Cyprinidae. The record is from RefSeq and is a predicted model, not a curated record.